Messenger RNA from Trichechus manatus latirostris (Florida manatee), 1032 nucleotides. RefSeq names its product neuroblastoma breakpoint family member 11-like. The record is from RefSeq and is a predicted model, not a curated record. Lineage: Eukaryota; Metazoa; Chordata; Mammalia; Sirenia; Trichechidae.
AUGACACCUCCCUCCCACCUUCCGAUUCUGUUACUGCGACUCCAGGCAGUUAACCUGGUGCUCUGGCUCCUCCUUCUGGCACUCCUGUUGGAGCCUGAGCUAGAGGCAGUGCCUUAGGCUCUGAGCUCUGGACCUUCCUCCUUGUUUGUGGUUCAGGAGUCUCAAGUGUCGUGUGAUGCUGACAAACUUUAUCCCAAAAGCUCUGCCUCCACUCCCUCCACCAUAAGCUUCAGCAUGGAAUUAUCUCUCACCACCUGCUGUAGGUCGAGGGCAGAAAGGAGUAUCCUAGAACUCAACCAGGAGUUGCGCUCCCAGCUAGCACAAAGCAAAUAGCAGUUCAGAGACCUCAAAGAGAAAUUCCUUAUAUCUGAAGCUACUGCCUACACCCUGGCCAACCAGCUGCAGAAAUACAAAUGUGAAGAAUACAAGGCCCUCUUUGAAUCCUUGCUGGGAGAAGAGCUGCAGUUUGAGGAGGAGAGACCAGGGAAAUAUGAUUCCCUAAUUCUGGCUCAAGCUCAAGAACUGAUCCAUUUACAUCAGAAGAUACAGGAAGGGAUUGGUGGGUGUUACCUUUUCACACAGCAUAUGAAAAACACAGUCAAGUCUUUUGAGGACUUCAUCAGGAAUACUAACAUUGCCAACUACCAGAGACAGAGAUUCCGUGAUCAGCUGGCCCAAGAAAGCCAACUGGCAGAGCACCUCGUGAGCAAACUCACCACUGAGCCCAGCGACCCCCGGAGACCCCCGGGUCUGCGAGCCCCGCCUGAGCCGAGUGGGGCCCACAACCCGCUGCGCCCCGUGGGCUCCGGGACGUCCCUUCGCGCCGUCUGCUCCGCCUUCGCCCGCCCCCAGGACGCCCCCCGCUCCACUCGGUUGAGGUCAGUGGGGCGAGCGGGGAGAAUAAGGGGGGAACGGGGACCCGUGAAGAGGAGCGAAGGAGAGCAGGGAGGCGCGGACCAGGACGAGACCUCCAGGGCCCUGUACGGAGAUGGGCCGGGUCCUGGGGAGGAGAGAAGGUUUGUUGCGAGGUAG